This is a messenger RNA of Drosophila biarmipes, 422 nucleotides long. RefSeq lists its product as uncharacterized. Bases 13 to 333 code for a protein of 106 amino acids. Lineage: Eukaryota; Metazoa; Arthropoda; Insecta; Diptera; Drosophilidae. The record is from RefSeq and is a predicted model, not a curated record. Gene Ontology annotation, cellular component: extracellular region. The transcript is spliced from 2 exons. Gene Ontology annotation, molecular function: chitin binding.
ACUCCGCAAACCAUGCGACUGCAAGCUUUGCUCUGGCCUCUCGCCUGCUGCCUCGUGCUGCUCCUGCUUCCGUCCGGCAUCCUGACGCAGUGCAACGAUUCCGCCAAGCCGGGAUGCCUCCACCAGGCGGAGCUGGGAAUCGCCCAGCGCCACUGCCUGGACCCCACCAAGUACUGGCUCUGCUCGGCCAUUGGCCAGCAGGCCCAGCUCAAGAGGUGCCAGGCCAACACGGCGUUCGACCAGGAUCUCAACGCCUGCGUGCCCUGGAUCUCCUGGGUGUGGCAGCCGUGUCCAGAGCCGCCGAGUCGUCCUCCAGGCUGGGAGCCCUGCUAAGUUGGCCUUUUUGAAUGCAUUUCUCUACGGGAAACACACUUCUACAAUGGAUAUACGAAAAAUAAAUUUAUUUUCCUAAUUUGAUUUUA